CCCGGAAGUGCGCCGGGACGCGGGAUUUCCGGCCUGCGCGGACGGCCGCCUUCCUUUCCUGCCGGAAGCCGCCCAGGAGGAGCACGUUGAGCCGCCAGCUGCGCCAUGCCGCCCAAAGACGACAAGAAGAAGAAGGACGCGGGCAAGUCCGCCAAGAAGGACAAGGACCCCGUCAACAAGUCCGGCGGCAAAGCCAAGAAGAAGAAGUGGUCCAAGGGGAAGGUGAGGGACAAGCUGAACAACCUGGUCCUCUUCGACAAAGCCACCUACGACAAGCUCUGCAAGGAGGUGCCCAACUACAAGCUCAUCACGCCCGCCGUGGUCUCCGAAAGGCUGAAGAUCCGAGGGUCGCUCGCGCGGGCUGCGCUACAAGAGCUCCUGGGCAAAGGUCUAAUUAAACUGGUCUCCAAGCACAGAGCACAGGUCAUCUACACCCGAAACACCAAGGGAGGUGAUGCACCAGCUGCAGGAGAGGAUGCUUGAGAAGAUUCUCAGAUGGCUUUCAAAGUUACUUGUAUACACACACAAAAAAAUAAAUUGAUUAAACUCUGAGGCUUUGUAA
Messenger RNA from Ahaetulla prasina, 562 nucleotides. RefSeq names its product ribosomal protein S25 (gene RPS25). The record is from RefSeq and is a predicted model, not a curated record. Gene Ontology annotation, cellular component: cytosolic small ribosomal subunit. Lineage: Eukaryota; Metazoa; Chordata; Lepidosauria; Squamata; Colubridae. Gene Ontology annotation, molecular function: structural constituent of ribosome. The transcript is spliced from 5 exons. The coding region runs from base 106 to 483 and encodes 125 amino acids.